UAAAAAGUACUGUAAACUAGACGCCCCAGAUGGCGUCAUAAUCUCCACUAAUAAGCUGACUAUGGAAUUCAGACGAAAGCAAUUUAAGUCAGAUGAGUUCUCUGGCGGAUUCUUAUGUGAGAUCUACACUGUAGGAGAUGCUCCAACAACAGUUCCCCCACCGACGACACCUCCUCCAUCACCAACCACAGCGCCUCCUUCACCAACCACAGCGCCUCCUUCACCAACCACAGCGCCUCCUUCACCAACCACAGCGCCUCCUUCACCAACACAGCGCCUCCUCACCAACCACAGCGCCUCCUUCACCAACCACAGCGCCUCCUUCACCAACCACAGCGCCUCCUUCACCAACCACAGCGCCUCCUUCACCAACCACAGCGCCUCCUUCACCAACCACAGCGCCUCCUUCACCAACCACAGUGCCUCCUUCACCAACCACAGCGCCUCCAUCACUAACUACUGCUCCUCCGUCACCAACCACAGCUCCUCCGUCACCAACCACAGCUCCUCCGUCACCAACCACAGCUCCUCCAUCACCAACUGCAGCUCCUCCACCUCCAGGAACAACCACUUGCAGUAUCACCAGAGAAUACUGUGAUGGCUGCGGGGUAGCACCAAUUUCCGUUGGGAAUACAAGGAUUGUCAACGGAACGGCGGCAUCAGUGGGCGAGUACCCUUACCAAGUGGCGGUUCUAUCCACCAUCGCCGGCAGACAGUAUCAGUGUGGGGGUUCAAUCAUCAAGGAAAGGUGGAUUCUUACUGCUGCCCAUUGCUUUUACGAUCUAAGCAACAACAAGGCGACAAGUGUCGACAUCAUCUAUGGCACAAUCGAUAUCAACGGAGGUGCUGGGACAACGGUUACGGCUUCGAGGUUCAUCGAUCAUCCGGGAUAUGAUUCGAAUACUAACGCUAACGACAUCGCGCUGGUAGAGCUGCCGCAACCUCUGAAUUAUGCGACCGACGCCAAUAUCCAACCGAUCUGCUUGGGACUGCAAGAGGACAUACCCUUCGGAGGCAAGGCGGUGGCGUCGGGAUGGGGAACCCUGUCGUUUGGUGGAUCAUCACCUGACGUCCUGCAGGAAGUAGAGUUAGAUAUCAUCACAAUAGACGAGUGUCAGCAGAAGGCUUCUUUACCGCCAGACACAAACUCGGUUGUAUGUGCUCUGACUCUCUAUAAGGAUACCUGUCAGGGUGACAGCGGUGGUCCUCUUGUUGCGAAACUUUGUGACGGCACCUGGGCUCAAAUCGGAAUUGUCAGCUAUGGUUUCCAGUGUGCCGUCCCUGACAACCCUGGUGUGUACACCCGUGUGUCUGCUUUCGCUAGCUGGAUCUCAGAUAACACUGGAGGCAGCAGCUGUAGUUCUACCCUGACACUUAGCGCAGAGCUUGAUAACCGUGCACAAGAGAGGGAAGCGGUGAACGAAGCAAAAAAUGAAGUGGUUAGAAUUGGACAAGAUCUAGAUGGACUUGAAACUACACUGAACGCUGCAAGUGGAAGACGGCGUAGACGCAGAAAUCUUAAUCUGCUGCAGGAAUUGACAACUGCACUAAUUAACUCGGGCGACGUUCUGCUAAGCAGGAACGUCCAGAAAAUCAACUCCCUCUCUAGCGAACUGGCAGCUCUCAGAGGCAGACUUGUAGUAUUCAAUGCAGAAGUUGCUGCAGGUGCUUCAGGACUCGAUGUGCCAGCGUUGUUGGCCGGUGUAGGAAGUGCUAAGCAGACGGCUCAAAAUGCCACUAAGGUGGCUCGGCAAGAACUAGCAGAUAUUGAGAAUGAAAUUCAAGUUAUUGUUGUGGAAUUUGAAAACAGCGGUAGCACCGUCCCGCCUUUGCCAUCUCUCGAACCUGAACCUACUGUCAAGCCAGUAACUCCAACUGCAUCUCCCACAACUCCACCGCCAACAACUCCGCCUCCUACAACUCCACCGCCAACAACUCCACCUCCUGCAACUCCACCGCCAACAACUCCACCUCCUGCAACUCCACCGCCAACAACUCCGCCUCCUACAACUCCACCGCCAACAACUCCGCCUCCUACAACUCCACGCCAACAACUCCGCCUCCUACAACUCCACCGCCAACAACUCCCCUCCUACAACUCCACGCCAACAACUCCGCCUCCUACAACUCCACCGCCAACAACUCCGCCUCCUACAACUCCACCGCAACAACUCCGCCUCCUACAACUCCACCGCCAACAAGUCCACCCCCUACAACUAUACCUCCUACAACAGCAGCGACAACAGAAAGCACAAGUUCAACAUGUUCCGUGACAAGAAAAUAUUGUGAGGACUGCGGCGUGGCAACCGUCAGCGUUGCCGACUCGAGGAUCGUUGGCGGCGCUUGACGCAUCGGCCGGGGAAUUCCUUGGCAAGUCGGACUCGCGACCGAAUUUCCGAGUGGGGGGGUUUGUGUGGGGGAUCUCUUAUCAAGAGCAAUUGGGUCCUGACGGCUGCUCACUGUUUCUUGAUGACAAUGGAAAUGCGGCGACCUCAGUGGUGGUCCAGUACGGAUCAAUAAAUCUUGCAACUGCAACCGAAGUCACUGCACUCAGAUACAUUACACAUGAGGAUUACAAUUCCACGUCUUUCCUGCAUGACAUCGCUCUGAUUGAGCUUCCCCAAGCUCUCGACUACGCGAACG
Molecule: messenger RNA, 2643 nt
Organism: Penaeus vannamei (Pacific white shrimp)
Lineage: Eukaryota; Metazoa; Arthropoda; Malacostraca; Decapoda; Penaeidae
Source: RefSeq, a predicted model, not a curated record